Messenger RNA from Xenopus laevis (African clawed frog), 1484 nucleotides. RefSeq names its product prolactin releasing hormone receptor S homeolog (gene prlhr.S). The transcript is spliced from 2 exons. NCBI's taxonomy places the organism in Eukaryota, Metazoa, Chordata, Amphibia, Anura, Pipidae. Bases 24 to 1148 code for a protein of 374 amino acids. The record is from RefSeq and is a predicted model, not a curated record.
UUGCAGUGAGAGAAGCUGUUUCUAUGGGAUGCAGAAGAAGCACUGACUGCAGAUGCCUCCAGAUCACCAGAGCAGAGCCAGGACCCCUCUACAUAUCUGUACCCCACCUGAAGGGAAUGAUGACACCAAAGAACAUCACCACCCAAAGCCUCUUCCCUGCCAUGAGCAGUAACUCCAGCCAGCAGUUUAUGGGGCUGCAGCUCAUCCACUCCUACAAAGCCCUCAUCAUCCUCUGCUACUCGCUGGUGGUCUUCACCGGCAUCUUUGGCAACUACCUGCUCAUCUACGUUAUCUGCAGAACCAAAAAGAUGCACAACGUCACCAACUUUCUGGUGGGCAACCUGGCUUUCUCUGACAUGCUCAUGUGUGCCACCUGUGUGCCCAUCACCUUGGCGUAUGUUUUUGAGCCCAGGGGGUGGGUUUUUGGGCAUUUCCUCUGCUACUUUGUCUUUCUGAUGCAGCCGGUGACUGUCUAUGUUUCAGUAUUUACUCUCACAGUGAUAGCAGUGGACCGGUACCAUGCUAUGGUCUAUCCUCUCAGAAGAAGGCUGACUAUUCCUACCUGUGCCUACAUUCUAGCUGGGAUUUGGCUGUUGAGUUGCCUGAUGGCCGCCCCAGCAUUGGCCCACACCUACCAUGUUGAGUUUCCUCAGCUGGACUUCUCCAUCUGUGAGGAGUUUUGGUUUGGAAUGGAAAAGAAACGCCUGGCAUAUGCCUACAGCACCCUCAUCCUUACCUACGCCCUCCCUUUCAUUAUCAUCGCCUUGUCCUACCUGAGCAUCUCAGUGAAGCUGAAGAACCGAGUGGUCCCCGGGAACAUCACUAAUGUGCAGGCUGAGUGGGACAGGGCCAGGAGGAAGAAGACCUUCCGCUUGUUGGUGCUGGUGGUGGGGGCCUUCGGCAUGUGUUGGCUGCCGCUGCAUAUAUUCAACAUUAUGAAAGAUAUUGAUAUUAAUCUUAUUGACAAACAAUACUUCAACCUGGUGCAGCUGCUGUGCCACUGGCUGGCCAUGAUGUCUGCCUGCACCAACUCACUGCUCUACGCCUGGCUGCACGACAGCUUCCGAGGGGAACUCAAAAAGAUGUUUCUGUGGAGGAGGAAAAGGAUAAGACCCACAGCACCGUGUGUCCUCAGCGUGGUCUUGUGAUUUAUAAGGGAAACAAUGUCCAGAAAACUUGUUUGCACAGAGCAGCGAAAACCCAAAGUCUUGUGGAACAGGGGAAUGGGGGGGGGGGGGCUGCUGUUUACUUUCUGUCCAGGAGACCAGAAUCAGAAUGUUAUCUCCUCACACAAGGGCUCCUUGACUUUAUAUGUACAGAGACUUAUCCCUUAUGUCUGGCUUGGAAUUGGAAAUGGAUAGGACUGGCUAUAUUAUAGGGAUAACAUAGAUUAUUACCCUGCUACUAGGCAGCAUUUCUCCCUACUAUACCUGCUAUCCCACAGUCACACUCCCUUCCCAGAGACUAUUAUCCACUGUUACUAU